Eremothecium sinecaudum is the source of this 3561-nucleotide messenger RNA. It is a transcript of the gene CAF130, whose product is annotated as CCR4-NOT core subunit CAF130. The record is from RefSeq and is a predicted model, not a curated record. Bases 1 to 3561 code for a protein of 1186 amino acids. NCBI's taxonomy places the organism in Eukaryota, Fungi, Ascomycota, Saccharomycetes, Saccharomycetales, Saccharomycetaceae. The transcript has a single exon.
AUGGUAAAGAAGAAUAAGACGAAGAUAGAGGUGCCGAUGGUGAUGGGCCCGUUAAGUUCUUACUUUCUAUCAUAUCGUCCUAGUGUUCAAGGGCUAUUGGAAAUGAAAUUAAAUGUAGACGAAAAGCACUAUGAGCUUUUUAUUAUUGAGAAGACGCUAGUGACGCUAUUUAUGACGCGAUUUGGGAAUGGCGUUUUGCAUUUGCUGUAUCGAUUAUCUGGCGGCAGUAUUAAAUUCACGAAGUAUAAGCGUUUGUUGAAGCUUCGACUAAAUAUAAAAGGUUGGAAAGCAUGUUAUAAAGAUUGGGGAUCUCGACUGGAUAUAUUAUCUGAAUUUCUGGAUUUCUGCUUGCAGAAUGACAGUUGUUCUUUGGAUUACACCGAAUAUGCUAUGGUUUCAAGAAAGAUACCCCUUCAAUUUUUGCUUUCUGAGGAGUUGCGCCCAGCUAUAGUUGAUGAAAAGUAUAACUUGCUUUUGGACUAUAUUUUUCAUAGUCGGCCGCUAUGGGAAGCGUUACUAAUACAGGGGAUUCCGAAACUACUACCGGAUUUGAUUGACAGUUAUAAUAGGAGUUUUGAGUUCAAUGGCUACUACAAUUGGUAUGGUAACGUGGAGGGUUUAGAUGAGAAGCCGGUAGCUCUCACGAAAGAUCUAUACAUAAAAUUUUUCUACAUGCUUUUUGGUAAGUUGACCGUCACACGGGAUUUACUACCGAAGUUGAAUGCAACAGUCUGGAGUCAAUCAUGGCCUCCAGCAUACACGAAGCAUAGCAACUCUGACUAUUCGCAUGACGAAGAAGACUAUGUUGAAUUGGAUAUGGAUCUUGAGAGUGAUCAUUGGCUGCAGCAUAAGAUUACGUCCAAAAAGCAGGUGUACACAUUCGAGCUUAAUAAAGAUGGAAAUAUAGAGUUUCCCAAUGUGUUCUUGCAUGCUAAAAAAAGACACGAGACAUUGUAUAAGAUAUUGGGGCUUCCAGAUGUGGAAUCCCCCCUUUUGAAGGCCCAAUUUAUGACCAUAUGUGCAUUUGUUGAUCCAAUAACACAGCCGCCACCUACAGAUGAACAUAUAAUAUCCAUAGACCUGAUUUACCAAAUGUUCUUGGGAUCAUUAUAUGACAUGAUAAACGAAACAUGUAUUGAGAAGAACCAGGACUGGAAAUUUCAUAUCUGCCAAAACAUGCAAAAAAUUAUACUGGCAACGAUGAGGAGGCUGAAUUGCCACGAUGGACGUUUAUUGAAUUCAGUGAAUAAUAGUGAUGAAUCUGUACACUGGAAUGUCAACCUUGAUAGAUGGACUCCUAGGGGAUUUAACACACAGGACCUGGAAUUAUUGUAUAUGGUUAGUAUGAUUGCCAUAUACACCAUAUACAAGUUGUACUCGCAUUUACCCAUUCAAAUGAAUCCAUAUUUGCCAUUAAGUUUCCACUUGUGGAAGAAUUUGACGAAUGUACUACUUUUAGGACUUGAAAUUGAUAGAUUAGAAGAAGAGCGUGAAACGUUUAACACACCUAUAUUAGUCCGUGCUACUAUUAGAGGGUCAGCAGCUUUGAGAAGUGUUGUUGCUACGAUGAUUAAUGAACAUUUUACCGUAAAAGAGCAUGACUUUAAGCAUGAGCCAAUAAAUCUCUACAUGUCCCCUCAUGGUAGAAAAAUAUGCCAAGGUGCAUUAUACGCAGACGUGAGGUCGCAUGCUGCUGCUAUGCUCGCUUUGGGGGUAGAGUUAAAUGAUGUAACUGACUUACUAAGUGAUUUACAACCAGGCGACAGAUUUGAUGCUGAUGUAAGAUAUAUGUUUGACUACGAGUAUGAUGACUACAAUGCGAUAGAUCUAGAGAAGUUGUAUGAUGAAAACCAACAGGACCUCGAAAGGCUCGAAGAAAUUCAGCAACGGGAGCGCAUUAAGGAUAUGAGAGGUUAUUAUAAACGUUGUCAUUGUGUGUUCGACGACGAUGAGCUGUUAUCAGAUGAUGACGAAAUGGUAGAUAAUAACGCCGGUCUCAACCGGUCCAUCAAGCUUGUAAACCCUUUGAAACCGAAUUCAAUGCUAAGUUCAGGAGAAGGAAAUCCUCUUCAGAAGUUCGCAGUCCGCAGUGAUUCUGUUGAAUUCGAUUUUAAUGGAGUGGAUUGGAGAGAUAUUCCACGUGGAAAUAACUUUUAUUACUUGGAGAAUUACACUUUUGUUAACAAACUACAUUCAGAUCUCGUCUACUAUUUAAUGAAAGAGGCCACAACAAAAAAGUUAGAACCCAAUCAGACAUCAUUUUUGCUUCGGAGUAUAGCAACAUGUGUCAGAGUUGAGCAGGAAAAGACAAUGGUUUACAAUUUAGUAUCAGAUCCAAAAGAUGAUACCCUAAUGGAGAAUGCUGGCUCUUCAAAAGUUCUAACUAGUGACUUCAUAUACGAGAAGUGGUGCGAAAACUCCCUUUUCGAAAAGAUGAUGUAUUAUAAUAACAACUUAGUCUGGAGGAUGAUGGACGAAAUGCUAAUGUGCAGCGGAUAUCGUAGAGUUUUAAUUUGGUUCAUCACACAUUUAAAAGUAUCGCAUUCAAUGAUCCAUUACAUAUAUGAGUUAGUGAUGGGAUUAAGAGGCAAUUUUUCUGUGGAAGAAAAAGCAGACUCUACGGAGCACUUUAAUUUAGAUAUAUUAGAUUCCUUACCGCUAGGCUCUAAUAACUUCUCAGUUGAUGUGCCAUUUUCGAGACAAGGCGCAAUAGAACUUUCUAAAAUUGAGACUGAUAUGCUGCUUCAAGAGUUUUUUGUUAAUGCAGCAAUCUUUUUUGCAAAUAAACUAAGAGGUCCACUUUCAGAUGAUGAGGAAGACCUAGGUAAUGAGUCAAAUGAAGGUUCAGAUGACGGUAACAGUAGUAGUGAAAUAAUUAACCCGGACGAUAGCGUUCAGAGUAAAGAAACGCUAAAGGUUUCGUCUCGUGUGGUGGGUCUCAUGAGACUGGUAUGCUUUAUGGUUGAUAUACUAAUUAAAAAGAAUAAAUUUAACUUUUCCGACUCAGAAUAUAUAUUUGAGCUACAGACGCUAUUAAUGGAUUGGAUAGGUAUAGUUCCCGAGGCGUGUGAUUUAUUCUUCAAGCUAAAAUCAUCUAUAGUAGAAGCUUCAAGCGAAACUGGGACUCGAGGUAUAGAUGACAAAUUGGAACCGACAGACGAAAACAGAGGUGCUAAUGAACAAGAAGGAGCUUCGGAAAGUGAAGAUAUAAACCAGGAUGGUUUUGAAACCCUUGAGAAGCCAUUGAGCUCGAAUUUAUCGUUAUACAAUAAAUUGCUCCUUGCAUUACUUCCACCACGGUUUGAAAAUGAAAAUUCAGCAAUAACUGCCUUGAGGAGUUUCAUCAGAAAACAUUCUCUAACUGAAAAGACGGCUGUAUUCGGAAGGAGAGUCAUCUAUCAAGACCAUGCAAUUAUGAAGUUGUAUAUGUCAGAUAAGGAGAUGCAGCAACGUGAGUUUUUGGCUGAAUUCGGAAUUGAUUUUAAUGUCGUCGCUGCCAAGGACGAGGACAACGAUGAAUCUGAUGCGGAAAAUGACAUCGACGGUGACAAUUGUCUGUAA